UGUGCAAAAUUUUUUCAUUUUUCGAAGCAAAGCGGCUUCUUUCUCACUCUGUUUGAAAGUUAAACUUUUAAACCACGCUUGCAGUUCAAACAAUCUGUAAACUAGAAAAAAAUCCAAAUCCCAAAUCCUUGUAUUGAAGGCAUUCAUUCUCGUCCCCUUUUUGUCUUAGAUCUUCUUCCAAUUUCCAUGGAGGUCUGGUUUUCCUCGUUAGCCAUUUUUGUACUUUUUCUUUGAGAAGCGGAACAAAUUUUCAAAAUUUGUGAGAUUCGGACUUUUCUAUGAACCGAAAAAGUUAGAGGAUGGAGUUCACUGAAGCUUACAAGCAGACUGGUCCUUGCUGUUUCUCUCCCAAUUCUCGCUACAUUGCCGUCGCCGUCGACUAUCGUCUCGUAAUUCGCGACACCAUUUCCUUCAAGGUUGUGCAGUUGUUUUCAUGCUUGGACAAGAUAAGCUAUAUUGAAUGGGCUCUUGAUUCUGAAUACAUUCUUUGUGGUCUCUAUAAAAGACCAAUGAUACAGGCUUGGUCAUUGACCCAACCUGAAUGGACAUGCAAGAUAGAUGAAGGUCCUGCCGGGAUUGCAUAUGCUAGGUGGAGCCCUGAUAGCCGCCACAUUCUUACAACAUCAGAUUUCCAACUGCGAUUGACAGUUUGGUCACUAGUGAACACUGCAUGUGUACAUGUGCAAUGGCCGAAACAUGCUUCAAAGGGGGUUUCAUUCACCCAAGAUGGAAAAUUUGCUGCAAUUUGCACUAGACGGGAUUGUAAAGACUAUAUUAAUUUGCUGUCCUGUCACACGUGGGAAAUAAUGGGUGUAUUUCCUGUUGACACACUGGAUUUGGCUGAUAUUGAAUGGUCACCAGAUGAUAGUGCAAUAGUGAUUUGGGAUUCACCUCUCGAGUACAAGGUUCUAAUAUACUCUCCUGAUGGGAGGUGCCUAUUUAAAUAUCAAGCAUAUGAAAGUGGACUUGGUGUAAAAAGUGUUUCAUGGUCCCCUUGUGGUCAGUUUCUAGCAGUCGGUAGUUAUGACCAGAUGUUGCGGGUUUUGAAUCAUCUGACUUGGAAGACUUUUGCUGAAUUUAUGCACGUAACUACUGUUCGAGGUCCAUGUUUUGCCGCUGUUUUUAAGGAAGUAGAUGAGCCACUGCAACUUGACAUGUCCGAGUUAUGUUUAAGUGAUGAUUUAAUACAAGGCAACAAUGAUGCUUCAGAUGGACACUUCAGAGUCAGGUACGAGUUCACUGAUGUUCCUGUUACUUUGCCUUCCCAGAAGCCUCCUGCAGACAAACCUAACCCCAAACAAGGAAUUGGUCUAAUGUCAUGGAGCAAAGACAGUCAGUAUAUCUGUACUCGCAAUGAUAGUAUGCCGAGUGUUCUGUGGAUAUGGGACAUAAGGCGUCUUGAACUCACUGCUAUUUUGGUGCAAAAAGAUCCAAUUCGUGCAGCAGCUUGGGAUCCAACCUGCACAAGGCUUGUGGUUUGCACCGGAAGUUCUCAUUUGUACAUGUGGACUCCCGCAGGUGCUUACUGUGUGAGUAUUCCGCUACCACAGUUUACCAUAACUGACCUGAAAUGGAAUUUGGAUGGGAGCUGUCUUCUCCUAAAAGACAAAGAGUCAUUUUGCUGUGCUGCCUGUCCUGUGCUUCCAGAAUCUAGUGAAUAUAGCUCGGAUGAUUGAGUUGUGUAAAAAGAGAAUGUAGAAUCAGAUCGAUUAAGUUAGUUCAUAUGGUCUCUCUGUAUGUUUUUCACCUGUUUUUGUAAUUGGGUGUAACCACACUUAUGUCUUGAUUGUUGUAGCUCAUUUGGGAACAUCUGUCAGUUUUGCUGUAUUAUCAAAUUAUAUCGCAUAGUGGCCUCAUUCUCAGUUUUGGCUUUCACAUAA
Ziziphus jujuba (common jujube) is the source of this 1880-nucleotide messenger RNA. RefSeq lists its product as uncharacterized. Gene Ontology annotation, molecular function: protein binding. NCBI's taxonomy places the organism in Eukaryota, Viridiplantae, Streptophyta, Magnoliopsida, Rosales, Rhamnaceae. The transcript has 6 exons. Gene Ontology annotation, biological process: microtubule anchoring at mitotic spindle pole body; protein localization to mitotic spindle pole body; mitotic sister chromatid segregation. Gene Ontology annotation, cellular component: microtubule organizing center; mitotic spindle; MWP complex. The record is from RefSeq and is a predicted model, not a curated record. Bases 300 to 1676 code for a protein of 458 amino acids.